Molecule: messenger RNA, 773 nt
Organism: Pelobates cultripes (western spadefoot toad)
Lineage: Eukaryota; Metazoa; Chordata; Amphibia; Anura; Pelobatidae
Source: the annotation of a GenBank genome assembly
AUGGCGACCGCCAUGCCGACGACUAACAGCCGGCUGGAAAACUAUGAACAGCAGCCGGACAACGACCUCUCGAUACAGAGGCACGAUCCGCGCAGAGCAGAGCCGGACCUUCUGGUAUUGCUGGACAACGCGAUACACCUUCUCGACCAAGCAUUCCAGAGAUCAUGGCGAUGGCUGGAGGCCCAGAUGUCGGUGUCGCAGGCCCGGCAUCUGGGGAGAGAGCGUGGUGAUGGGGGCCUGGGCCUUCUCAGUGCACGGCAACCCCACAAGUAAUGGUGAGAUCCGAUCCUAGCCUGCCACAGCGGAAGCACACGCUGACAGAGAUAGUGAGGCCUCGAAAGCAGAUAAGCAACACCCAUCUGAAGCCACUGCAUGGCACAUGACCCCUGAAGUCUUACUUGCCUGCACAAACACUCGGGAACCCCAGCGGCGGACACGUGGCUCGGCGCCCAGAGGUGGCCUACAUCAAGCGGCAAGGCCCGCACCGCCACCAACAGAAGAAGCUUGAGCAUGGACAUUCCAGACAGAAAAGCAAACAUACAUCAGACGGGAAGCACCAAGGCCAGAUGGCAACCCACAAAGGAGGGCUGAACACCCGCCAUCUUCAGAACUACCAACAAGGCACCUUCAUAUUGGGACUUGCCUCUUUGGGCCGGUCGCCUUGCUCCACAAGAUGGGACUUAGACUUGCUGCCCACCCCAGCUAUAGCACACCAACACAAGCGGGGCAUUAUUGUAUUGUAUGAUGGACAGAUUAUACGUUCCGCUUGUUAG